Messenger RNA from Anopheles gambiae (African malaria mosquito), 779 nucleotides. RefSeq lists its product as uncharacterized. The transcript is spliced from 2 exons. The record is from RefSeq and is a predicted model, not a curated record. NCBI's taxonomy places the organism in Eukaryota, Metazoa, Arthropoda, Insecta, Diptera, Culicidae. Bases 27 to 572 code for a protein of 181 amino acids.
AGUUUUUGCAGCCGUUUGUGGACGAAAUGAACAGACUGUAUGUGGCAGGUCUGACAAUUAAAUCCCGCUCUUACUGGGUGGAAGCGCGUGCAACAAUUGCAGAUGCUCCGGCACGAGCAUUUAUUAAAGGUGUUAAAUCGCAUAAUGCGUACAGCGCCUGCAUGAAGUGCACUAUCGUUGGUGAGUUGGAUGGACACCGGAUGUACUUCCGGUAUGGUGAACAAUGCCCGCCUCGGAACCACAAGGAAUUUUGUGACGACAAAUAUCCAACACAUGUCAACAACCCUACGAGUCUGUUAGGUUGCGAUAUCAUUGACGAUUUUGUGUCAGCCGAAGACAUGCACUUAAUAUACAAGGGCGUAGAGGCAAAGUUGCUACAUUUGUGGAUAAAUGGCUUCCCUGGCGUAACUUGUUACUUGCCACGUCGCCAGCAACGUGAAGUGUCGGCGCACUUGCGUCUGUUAGGCUGCCUUCAGAUUACCAACGUGAACUGCGCGACCUGCGAUACAUCCAUCUCUGGAAAGCUUCCGAGUACAGGAUGUUUCUGUUGGUUGCCGGUUUCGUUGUUCUGAAGGAUAGACUUAUCGAUGCAGCGUACCAACACUUCAUGUUGUUGAUGAUGGCUGUGACGUUCAUGUCCACCACGUACCAUCGCGCUAAAUGGGAACUGGCUGAUUCAUAUUUGCAUAGGUUUGUGGCAGCCUAUGGAGAUCUGUACAGCCCGGUUCUCAUGAAUAGCAACGUGCAUAACUUACUGCACGUUUACAAUGACGUAUGCA